AUGAGAGCUCCACGUUUAAGCGAAGCAUUAUUUGUUUUACAGAUGGUUUCCGUCGUAUCGUUAUAUCUUGUAUGCACAUGGUUAUAUACUCGACUCUCUGAGUAUGUAGUCAUCUCUUCAGCAAAAUUUUCUACUGGAGUGAAAAAAUCAAAUGUUGAAGAACCAACGGAGUCAGCUGAGAAGUCUAAAAACCCUUUAGAUGAGUUUGAAGUUUAUCUACGAUAUACUUCGUCAGUUAAACAGUUUCCUCUUCAAGCUGAAAGUUGGAUCUUACGAAGCAUGUCAUUAUUUUGGCCGAAGAAUUCAAAAGUUGUUGUUGUCUUAGAUAAAGAAAGUGAAGAAGACAGAAAACACGGUUCUACACUGAAUGAGACAACGCAGAAUAAAAAGCUAGAUUUACGAGUUUGUUACAUGGAACCAUAUCCUCAAGAGAUGAUUCAUCACUGGGGCAAAAUGCGGAUGUACAUGGACAUGAUGCAUGCUGAUUUAUGUACUAAUGCCACGUAUGUUGGUUUCGUUGAUGUAGACACACUUUUCACGACAGCAGUUACGCCAAGCUUAAUUCUGGAAGAUGGAAAACCUGUGGUAACAGGAAGAAUCGGAGACCCUAGAAUUCCUUGUUGGAUUGAAAGUGCUGCUUAUAUACUUGGUCGAAAGCAAGUCAUGCAGUGUAUGCAUUAUUUCCCCGUGACAUUCAAAACGGCACAUAUCAGAGAAUUCCGUCAGUAUGUGGCUAAAUUGCACGGUAAAGACUUUAAACAAGUUAUUUCUGAAACAACCCACAAACUCAAUAUUCAUUGGUCGUGUUACUGCCAUUAUAGUACCAUGUGCAACUACAUGUGGUACUACCACAGAAAUGAAUACGCAUGGCAUUUGCAGUAUGUCAAACCGACUCGUCCAUUAAAUGCAUCAGUACCGUAUGACUAUUUCUUCACUGAAGUCAAGCCAGAGGAAAAGAUUCCACAUCCACGUUCUUCGAUACACGUACGCCACUUCAUGCUCAAUGGAAAAUACAUGGAUGCAGUAGAACCAACGGUACGUUUCGUCAAUGACACAUUGGUUGAAGGCUUAUGUUAUUCUUUCGGAAUAAAACUCUGUGGCGAUCUAUGCAGGGAAUAUAAUCAAACUAACAUUCAUGUCAACUUGUUCAAUUUCGAAAACUAUGAUUGGUUAUGGGAUAGUCGCUGUAUGGAAAAACAAAUCGAGCAUUACAAAAAUGUCGCAGAUCUUUUCAACAAAACGUUUUUCUAUAUGGACUCGAGUGAGGAAAUAUGCCGAACUAUAGCAUCUCUUAAAUCGUAA
Molecule: messenger RNA, 1302 nt
Organism: Porites evermanni
Lineage: Eukaryota; Metazoa; Cnidaria; Anthozoa; Scleractinia; Poritidae
Source: the annotation of a GenBank genome assembly